This is a messenger RNA of Nezara viridula (southern green stink bug), 2258 nucleotides long. The record is from the annotation of a GenBank genome assembly. NCBI's taxonomy places the organism in Eukaryota, Metazoa, Arthropoda, Insecta, Hemiptera, Pentatomidae.
CAACUGACAAGGGUCGUUCUAAAAAGAAGGCAUCCAAACAACUAAAACCGCCUGUGAUGCAGGACAGCUCGCCAGACCUCAGCCUCAAGUUGAGGCGAGGUUCUAGUGAUUCCAGAGACAGCUUCUAUAUGGAUUUUGCCCAGGGCAUAGAUUCCGAUAUAGAAGAAGUUACUGCAACCACUUCGGGAUAUGUUCCCCAUGACAUCACUGAUGAUGCUUCUACGCCAACAGCACCUACUGUUAAGGAUGACACGAUAUGUUGGACACAAACACCAGGUGACACUGUUCUUCUUCCAUCCCCCGCAAGUCCUUCAGCUGUAAUAGUUAGUCCAGAAACUCUUUCUCACCAUUCUUCACCUGUCAGAAUUCCAAGGAGUACUUCCCGAGCAACCACAUCUUCUGCGAGACCUCAUAUAUUAUCAGCUUCACAUUCAGGGCUUGCUCAACAAGGAUCCCAAUUGAUGCCUGCUGUAUUGUAUCCAAAUAUUUCUAUGAUGAAACGUCCAUCUCGAAUUGACAUUCUCCAAAUUACUUGGAGGAAAAUGGGAGCUCAGGCUUUGGCAACAACGUUAUCUGCUUUGUAUGGGAAGCUUCUUGUAGUAAUGGGCAUUGCUUUUCCAAUGGCUGAAGUUAUUUCAACCCAUGUUCCACCAUCAUUUUACGAGGGUUUCUAUUUGUAUCUCUAUUUUGGUAGCAUGGCAUUCUUAUUUUAUAUGUAUGCAAUGCUGUUACAAGAUGGAUCUCCCAAAAAAUCACCACCACCGAGUGAAUCCAAUGAUCGGCCACCCAGGGAAGCAUUAUCAUCGAGUGAAAGUGAUGAGUGUGAAAGUGGACGUGGUACUAACCAUAGCUAUAUGACUGAGCGAGAUUCAACUAGCAGAACCUGGAAAAUUGUGGAGGUUCCUUUUCAGCACUAUGGAAGUUUCUACCUCAGAAUGGGUGCAGUUGCUUUUGGAAUUGGUAGCAUGAUAUACUCAGGACUUGAAUUUGGCCAAUAUUUUGAGCUUGAAAGAGAUACGAAGUGCCAUAACGUCUUACUAGCUUUGACACCAGCCACAAGAAUGGCUUUUACAUUCAUUCAGAUGUAUUUUAUCUUUCUUAAUGAUGAGCAACAAAUGAGAGUAACCAGGCACAGAGUGUUGGCAAGAUUUGGACUUAUGCACAUGAUCGGUACUAAUCUUAGUGUUUGGUUGAAUGUAUUGGUUCAAGAAACGAAACAUGAAAUUCUUACUUUUUAUAAUCCAGAAAAUAAUACUAUUGAGGUUCAUGCUAAAUCCAGUUCUCAUGCCGGUUUCAGUAAAUUGACUAUGCCACAUAGAAGAGUGACAAGAGGAUUAGUUGGUCCACAUCACAUUUACGAAUGCCGUCGUACGAACAUCAUGGGUUCACUCGUCCAAGAUGCCAGUCCUUUCCUUUUUCCUUGCACCAUUGAAUACUCAUUGAUAUGUGCCGCUAUCCUUUAUGUAAUGUGGAAGAAUAUCUCUAGGCUUUCAUCUCCAGCACCUGCUUCUCCUGAUCACAAUGAUCAUAAAGUUCCUCCUUUUCAUUACAAACGUUCCCCUCAUCAUUAUUCUGUUGAUUGUGCACAGGCACAUAAAGGUCUUUUUGUUGGUAUUCUUGUCCUUGUUCUCACUAUUAUAUCACUGAUCCUUUUUUUUGUUCUUAUAUCCCGUCCUGAACUUGUUAGCUUUGCUGUAAUGGAGUUAACUGUCUGUGAACUGUCACUUUAUGUAAUGGCAACCUUUGCUACACUUAUUGGCAUGAUACAGGUUAGGCAACUGAAGUAUGAUGGAGCACGUAACUUGGAACUGGAUAAUAUUUUGCUGAUUGGUGCACAGACAGGAAUGUUUAUCUACAGUACCUUUACUAUUAUUGGAGGGCACUUCACCUUGGAGAAAAAUACUGUUCUAGUUUUAGCUACAGCACUUGCUUCCCUUGUACAAACCCUGUGUCAGACUAUGUUUGUUCUUGAUGCUUCUCGAAGAUCCUGUGUCACUCCUGAGCAGAUUCGGCGAAAGCCAGGUCGUGAAAUAGUUACAUUCCUUUUGGUAACAAAUCUCGCCAUGUGGGCUAUUAACACACUUGAAAAAUCUCGUGCAGAAUCUCAUCCAAUUCAGCUUCACUUUUAUGGUCUUUGGGCUUGGACCAUAAUCACUCAUGUUUCAAUGCCAUUGGCAAUCUUUUACAGGUUUCACUCCACAGUUUGUCUCUGUGAAAUUUGGAAGAGAGCAUAUAAAAUCAAACCAACAUUUAUGUAA